Messenger RNA from Diospyros lotus (date-plum), 813 nucleotides. RefSeq lists its product as uncharacterized. NCBI's taxonomy places the organism in Eukaryota, Viridiplantae, Streptophyta, Magnoliopsida, Ericales, Ebenaceae. The transcript has 2 exons. The record is from RefSeq and is a predicted model, not a curated record. The coding region runs from base 92 to 493 and encodes 133 amino acids. Gene Ontology annotation, biological process: innate immune response.
ACCCAUUAAAAGCACCAAAAUGAGUUGAAGGGGCAGCGGAGCAGCGAGGAAAUGAACUUAAAACGCAUGUUUCAGCAAACCUAGACGAGCGAUGGAGGGGACAGCCUCGGAGAAGAAGAUGAAGGAGGAGGCGAUCAUCACAGAGAGUGCAACUGUUGUUGAAGAGUUUUCUGAUUAUAAUCCAUGCUACUAUGCUCAAGAAGCCCUCAAGGCUUUACUGAAGUGCUUAGGUUUUGAUGGGUCUCCAAGACCAGACCAGCCGGCUUCAUCAAGCUCUGAAGAUGGGGAGAACCAGCAGGUCCAGGUGAAACCAGGUUGCCAAGAAACUCAUGAUUCCGGCCCCGGAGAAGCCGCAGAUCCUCCGUCGUCCACCGACCCACCUGCAGAUCCUCCGGCAACUUCAGUAGAGGCAUCAGAUGCUACAAGUCGACGUUUGGGGAGGAAACCUCCGCCGCCUCCGGUUGACACUGGACCUGGCCCUGUCACCCAUUAAUGCGACUGUCACUUGACAUUGUCACAUAUGAUGAGGGUAUUUAAUAGUUUUGCGCUCAUAUAUAGUAGGAUCUCUCUCUCUCUCUCUCUCUCUCUCUCUCUCUUUCUCUCUCUCUAUCUAUGUGUAUAUUAUCGUUGAACAGAGUUUAAUUAGUGAUCUUAAGUGUUGUACGUCUGUGUAACUAACCCCCUUUUUUAUUCCCUUAAUUUUGUAUUUCAUUUGUGUGUGAGAGAGGGCUAUGUUAAUGCGUGCAAUAAAUAGAUGGUUCUGAAUUUGAAGUUUAAAGCUUCAUUAAUUAUGAGCUUAAUUAGGGAUAAAAA